UAUUUCAGCUAUCCAAGAAUCUUGAUUUAAGAAACACUAGUGUUAUAAAGAGGCUAUUGUAUUAAUGGAGGAAAGACAGAAAAAGGGGAAUUUGGUGUUUGCAGUUAAUGGAGAGAGGUUUGAGCUGCCAUCUGUCGAUCCUUCGACAACUUUGCUUGAGUUCUUGCGCUCUGAGACUUGUUUCAAGAGUCCUAAGCUUGGUUGUGGUGAAGGUGGUUGUGGGGCUUGUGUUGUUCUGAUCUCAAAGUAUGAUCCGAAGUUUAAAAAGGUGGAAGAUUUUAGUGUAAGUUCGUGCCUUACACUUCUUUGUAGUUUAAACGGUCGUUCAAUUACUACAAGUGAAGGCCUUGGGAACACCAGAGAUGGUUUUCACUCUAUUCAUGAAAGGUUUGCCGGUUUCUAUGCUUCUCAAUGCGGCUUUUGCACUCCUGGCCUUUGUAUGUCACUUUUCUCAGCUCUCGUCAACGCCGAUAAAGGAAACAAACCCAAUCCUCCACCAGGAUUCUCUAAGCUAACUUCAUCUGAAGCUGAAAAUGCCAUAGCGGGAAACCUUUGUCGGUGCACUGGCUACCGGCCCAUUGCUGAUGCCUGCAAAUCUUUUGCUGCUGAUAUUGAUAUAGAGGAUUUGGGGUUCAAUUCUUUUUGGAAAAAGGGUGACUCCAAGGAAAUGAAAGUAAGUAAAUUACCUCCCUAUGAUCCAACCAAGAGUUUUAGUACAUAUCCCGAGUUCUUGAAAAGUGAAUCCGCCACAAAUUUGGACUCCUCAAAGUACCCUUGGUACAGUCCUGUUUCCAUUGAGGAGCUAUGGAGCUUGUUGAACUUCAAUGUGACAGUAAAUCGUGCAAGCUUUAAACUCGUCGUUGGUAAUACCGGCACAGGUUAUUACAAGGAAACUCAGCGAUAUGAUCAUUAUGUUGAUCUCAGGCACAUUCCUGAACUCUCAAUCAUCAAAAGAGAUCAUACAGGCAUUGAAGUUGGAGCAACUGUGACUAUCUCUAAAUUCAUUUCAGUCUUGAAAGAGGAAAGUAAUAUCAAUUUGGGUUCAUAUGGGAAGUUGGUAUCCCAAAAAUUGGCUGACCACAUGGAGAAGAUUGCUACACCAUUUGUUAGAAACUCUGCCAGUGUGGGAGGAAAUUUGGUUAUGGCACAGAAGAAUGGUUUUCCUUCUGAUAUCGCUACAUUACUUCUCGGGCUUUCUGCUACUGUUAGCUUGAUGACCAGUCAUGGACCUGAAAACCUCACAUGGGAGGAGUUAUUAUCAAGACCACCACUAGACUCAAAGACUGUGCUUCUUAGUGUUUGCAUCCCAUUUAAGAAAGAUCAAAGUUCUCACCAAACUCAUUCUAGAUUUUUGUUUGAAACCUAUCGAGCUGCUCCACGACCUCAUGGGAAUGCAUUGGCAUAUGUAAAUGCUGCGUUCCAGGCUGAUGUUUCUCACAGCAAGAACGGCGUCCUGAUAAACAAUAUCCAUUUGGCGUUUGGUGCGUAUGGCACAAAACAUGCAAAAAGGGCUAAAAAGGUAGAAGAAUGCCUAUCCGGGAAAAUGUUGAGUGUACAUGUUUUGUAUGAAGCACUUAAAUUAGUCAAACUAGCGGUGGUACCGGAAGAUGGCACUUUACACCCUGAGUACAGAUCAAGCUUGGCCGUCAGUUAUGUUUUUGAGUUUCUUUAUCCCUUAACUGAUGUUCAUUCUUCUAUUUCUGGUGGUUUACUUGAUGGAAUUAAUGACAUCACAGAUGAGGAACCUUCGGAAAGUAGUAAUAACGGUUGCAUUAGUCAGGGGAAAAAACAAACACUACUAUCUUCUUCUAAGCAGGUAGUGGAGUUUAGUACAGAGUACUCUCCAGUAGGUGAACCGUUGAAGAAGAUCGGAGCUGCCAUGCAAGCUGCUGGUGAAGCUGUUUAUGUAGAUGAUAUUCCUUCACCACCAAACUGCUUGAAUGGAGCAUUUAUCUACAGUACAAAACCAUUAGCUGGUGUCAAGGGAAUCCAGCUUGAGCCUACUCAUUUAACAGACACCACCAUAAUUACUUACAAAGAUAUCCCAGCAGGAGGGGCAAAUGCAGGAGCUGUUACACCGUUUGGCUCCGAGCCCUUAUUUGCAGAAGAUCUCUCCCGUUGUGCUGGCGACAGAAUUGCAUUUGUGGUUGCUGACAGUCAGAGAUCUGCUGAUGUGGCUGCAACAACAGCCCUCAUUGAAUACGACACUACAACUGUAGAUUCUCCCAUUUUAACUGUUGAGGAAGCUGUUGAGAAAGCUAGCUUUAUUCAAGUCCCUCCACCUUUUCAGCCUGCACAGAUUGGUGAUUUCUCAAAAGGAAUGGCUGAAGCUGAUAAAAAAAUUCUCUCUGCUGAGUUAAGAUUGGGUUCCGAGUACCAUUUUUAUAUGGAGACACAGACUGCCCUCGCAAUUCCAGAUGAAGACAACUGCAUGGUUGUUUAUACUUCAAGCCAGUGCCCUGAGAAUGCACAGAGUGUGAUUGCCAGUUGUCUUGGUGUUCCUGCACACAACAUCCGCGUAAUUACAAGAAGGCUUGGAGGUGCCUUUGGGGGCAAGUUUUCCAAAGCAAUGCAUGUUUCCACGGCCUGUGCACUAGCAGCAUACAAGUUAAGAAGACCUGUCAGGAUAUAUGUCAACCGGAACAGUGACAUGAUAAUGACAGGAGGACGACACCCGAUGAAAGUAACAUACAGUGUAGGAUUCAAGUCUAGCGGAAAGAUCACAGCAUUACAUCUUGAUAUAUUGAUAAAUGCUGGGAUCACAGAUGAUAUGAGCCCCAUCAUACCAUCAUAUCUGAUGAAUACACUAAAAAAAUAUAAUUGGGGUGCCUUAUCUUUUGAUAUACAAGUAUGCAAGACAAAUCUCACCAGCAAAACGAUCAUGCGGGGCCCUGGGGAGUUGCAAGGAUCUUAUAUCGCCGAAGCUAUAAUAGAGCACGUCGCAAGUUUACUGUCGAUUGAGGUGGACUCUGUCAGAAAUGAGAAUGUUCAUACAUUUGAAAGCCUUAACUUAUUCUAUGGUAACGUUGUAGCAGAAGGAGAAUAUACAUUGCCUAGUAUCAUGGAUAAGUUGGCAGUGUCGUCGAGCUUUUUCCAACGAAGCAAGAUGAUAGAACAGUUCAACCAGAAAAACACAUGGAAGAAAAGGGGUAUUUCUCGUGUGCCAGCUGUGUACAAUGCUUCGCAACGACCAACACCAGGAAAAGUCAGUAUUCUGCAAGAUGGAUCAAUUGUUGUGGAGGUUGGGGGAGUUGAAGUUGGCCAAGGGCUAUGGACAAAGGUUAGACAGAUGACUGCCUAUGCUUUCAGUUCAAUCGAAAGUAGUUGGGCCGAAGACCUUGUGGAGAAAAUACGAGUCAUACAAGCAGACACCUUAAGUGUAGUGCAAGGUGGGUUAACAGCUGGAAGCACUACAUCGGAAUCAAGCUGUGCAGCUGUUAAACUUUGCUGUAAUAUCUUGGUUGAAAGACUGACCCCUCUGAAGAAACAGUUGCAGGAAAUAAAUGGUUCUGUUGAUUGGCCAACGCUGAUUCGCCAGGCACAAACACAAUCAAUAAACUUAGCAGCAAAUUCUUAUUAUGUGCCAGAAUUCUCGAGGUAUUUGACCUUCGGCGCUGCUGUCAGUGAGGUGGAGAUAGAUGUUCUGACUGGAGAGACUACCAUUUUGCAGUCGGAUAUUAUUUACGACUGUGGACAGAGCUUGAAUGCAGCUGUUGAUUUGGGACAGAUUGAAGGUGCUUUUGUACAAGGAAUCGGAUUUUUCAUGAACGAAGAAUAUCUUACAAAUGUAGAUGGGUUAAUGGUCUCAAAUAGCACUUGGACAUACAAGAUCCCAACUAUUGACACCAUACCCCAGAAUUUCAAUGUUCAUCUCGUAAACAGUGGACAUCACGAACAACGUGUUCUUUCGUCCAAAACAUCUGGUGAACCACCGUUGUUUCUGGCAGCUUCGGUCCAUUGUGCAACAAGAGCAGCCAUUAAAGCAGCACGUGAACAGCUCAAACGUUGGGACAAGCUCGACGAGUCUGUUUCAGAAUUCUAUCUAGAUGUCCCUGCAAUAUUACCAGUUGUGAAGACACAGUGUGGCCUGGAUUAUGCAGAGAAGUUCGUAGAAACUUUGCUGGCUCGGAAAUCAACGUGCUUCAAAUGAUACUAAACUAUCCAGAAUGUUGUCGUACAUGUGUUGAUUCCUCCAAAAAUACACAUUACUUUUUGAGGAUCUGACAUGCACCCGGAGGCAUUUUCAAAGAGUCAUGAUCAUGUCUACUACAUCUUUAAUAUUCACCAAAUUUCAAGUACAUGACUAAAGAGCUAUAUAUGGUCUUAGUCAUAUAAUAAGAUGAUUUAUUUCUUCUAAAAUAUUGAUA
Molecule: messenger RNA, 4367 nt
Organism: Solanum verrucosum
Lineage: Eukaryota; Viridiplantae; Streptophyta; Magnoliopsida; Solanales; Solanaceae
Product: abscisic-aldehyde oxidase-like
Exons: 11
Coding region: 65-4150 (1361 amino acids)
Molecular function (GO): oxidoreductase activity; FAD binding; 2 iron, 2 sulfur cluster binding
Source: RefSeq, a predicted model, not a curated record